Molecule: messenger RNA, 4028 nt
Organism: Periophthalmus magnuspinnatus
Lineage: Eukaryota; Metazoa; Chordata; Actinopteri; Gobiiformes; Gobiidae
Gene: styxl2
Product: dual specificity phosphatase 27
Exons: 6
Coding region: 47-3340 (1097 amino acids)
Biological process (GO): protein dephosphorylation; negative regulation of MAPK cascade
Cellular component (GO): cytoplasm
Molecular function (GO): MAP kinase phosphatase activity; protein tyrosine/serine/threonine phosphatase activity
Source: RefSeq, a predicted model, not a curated record
UCCCACACUCCAAAAGGCCACUUCAACGGAGGUGGAUUCGGCUUUCAUGGCGUCGUCCAAUCAGAGCAAAGAUCAGACUGUUCCCACGGACGAUGACGAAGAGGCGAGAGAGAUCCAUGAAGUGCAGUCAAAAUACCUACGCUGCCCGUCACCCAAUUUUUCGCUGAUGUCUGAGUCUCGGUUCUCAAUGAUUUCUGGAUCUGAGGCUGACAGUAUUUUCAUGGAGCCAAUUCACCUCUCCUCCGCCAUCGCCGCCAAGAAGAUCAUCAAUGAAGAGCUCCCUUCUCGUGGCAUUCCCACCUUCUCUUUACCGGACUCGUACCUGGAGCCAGCAGAGCAGCUGAUGGUGGAGGAUCUGUACGAGAGGGUGAAGGAGCUGACGGAUGAACGCUCGCCCUACAAUACGCCCUGUGUCCUCGACCUGCAGAGGGCACUAGUGGGAGAGAGGCUCGAGGCUCCAACCAACGCAGUGGACGAAGUGUGGCCCAAUAUUUACAUCGCGGAGAAGUCUGUGGCAGUGAACAAAGCUCGGUUAAAACGGAUGGGCAUCACUCAUGUUUUAAACGUGGCUCACGGGACCGGGGUGUACACCGGCGCCACCUUCUACACAGGAAUGGGAGUGCAGUACCUGGGCAUUGAGGUGGACGAUUUUCCCGACUGUGACAUCGCUCAACACUUCAGAACCACCGCGGAGUUCAUGGAUGAAGCUCUGCUCACACAUAAAGGCAAAAUUUUGGUGAAUUCCAUGAUGGGCAUUAGCCGCUCCGCCAUCUUGGUCGCUUCAUACCUCAUGAUCUUCCAAAAUAUGUCCAUCUUAGAAGCUCUCACUGCAAUCCGCAAGAAACGCCCAAUCAACCCUAAUGAAGGAUUCAUCAAACAGCUACGAGAUCUGAAUGAAACUUUGAUGGAAGAAAGGGAUGACGACGACGAUACGCUAAGCCAGUGUUCUGUUAUCGAUGCUAAAACGCGAGCACAGAUAUUUGGGGAAAGCUACACAGAAGAGGAAGAGGAGUUUGAGGAUGGGCAAAGCAUGGCCGAAGCUAAAGCCCAUUCGAUUAUGAUGGAUGAAGAGGAGGAUGGAGCUAGCGUGAUGAGUAGCAUACCAUCACUAGCAUCUUCGGCUGCGGCGGAAGCAUUGAGAAACGGGUUGAUACCGAAACCAGGUGUUAGCAACAACGAAGAUGUGAAAGAGAAGUUAGUUUUGCCACAAGAUGGAGACGAAGAGGAUUUUGAUGAUGAUGAAGGAUUGGAUAGCAUCAUACGCGAGUGGCAAAGGCGUAACGAGAAAUACCAAAAUGCCGACUGGUUUGAAGCGCAGUUGAAUAGCGACACAGAGGACGACUUGGAUGAUAAAUUGGUGAACAAAAAGUCUAAAGGCACAGAUUUGGAGAGCGUUACGAGCGAAGAUGUGAGAUCGGUGAAGGAGAAAUUAAAACGUAGAAUGAGGCAGAAAGACGAGUUGUCCGUUGCCUCAAGUUGUUCGAGUUAUUCCGAUUUAUGGAAGCAACGGCUGAAAGAAAUCGAAGAGCAAGCGGCUGCACGAUAUCGUAAAAAAGAGGAGAAAGGAGAGGAGGAAAAGAAAGAACAAGGAGCUAGUAAAAGAAUCGAUGAUGAAAUUGAGAGCCUUAUGUCUGAUACGACUUCAAUGUAUAAUUUUUGCCAGAAGAACAAAGAAAGCAUGACGCCGUUGGAGAGGUGGAGGGUCAAAAGAAUCCAGUUUGGUUGGAAUAAAAAAGAUCGAGAAGACGGUGAGAAAAGUAGCAUCGUUAGCGGUGAAGAAGGCGACGAGGAAACACCCAAAAAACGUCUCGAAGAUGUGAAUUUAACCGCAUAUCAGUCGUGGAAGCUUCGUCAGCAAAAACGGUUAGGAUUGGAUGAAAACAAUGAUGACCUUUUGGAGUUUAGUCGCACCGAGGAGUCAGCGAAAUCGGCAAAACGUAGGCAAAGGCGAGAGGAGAUAUUGGAGCGAUCGAAAAAGAAUUUGGAGGAAAGUCAGUCGAUUUGCGGAUGGGAGACAGAGAGCUGUGUUAGCGGAGGGACGAUACCGCUAUCAGCAUUCUGGGCAGGAGUUACAGCGCCACCUAGUGUCCAAAAUAAUGACGACAACAUUUCAAUGAUAAGCGGAAGAUCGUCAAAUAUAUCGUCCGUGUCGCAAGCCAGGAGUGUUAAAUCUGUACAGUCGAAUGCUCCGCCAAUAAUCCCGCCAAUUUUACCCGUACCAACCGUGCAAGGGCCAAGUGGUGAGCCUAUGGUGAAUCUAGCUAGCAUUCAAAACUGGAUCGCUAAUGUUGUCACGGAAACGAUAAAACAAAAAACAACGGAGAUGAGUUUACCACCAUCAAGAGCCGGUUCUGAGGUUAGCUACCGAGGAGGAGCAGCAGCUAGCAUCCUGUCUGGGCAAAGAAUGGAGUUUGAUAAGACAUCGGUGCUAAGUGGAGCUAGCGGCGGAGUGUCGUAUCUUGGUGCUAAUCGUGCUAAACCUGAUUCAGUGAUUUCAGGAGCUAGUGGGGCUUCUAGAUUGACCGGUCAAGGAUCUAUUCUAGGGUCAACUUUAGGCUCGAGUUACGAAUCAAGUCUUGGUACGAAAAAGAAGAAAAUUACAACUACAAGUGUGCCGUUGUUUAGCUUGUUCCAAGAUGAGGUUGAUUUGAAAAAACUAGACGCAAUCGAUAAAGAUAUCAAAUCAGAAAUGCGCGAAAAGAUGGACAAAUAUGAGAAAAAGAAGAUUUUGGAAGACAACAGACGUAGCACUUUGUACAAAAAGAAAAAACCAAAAGGAGAGGAUGAAGAUGAGGAGGAGGAAGAGGAGAGGAAACGAAGGGAGGAGGAGUUUCUGCAGGAAGCGAAGAAAAAAGAUAAACCAGUAAGAAGUUUUGGGCAAUCUGGCUGUUUAAAUCUUAACCCUGCACUUGAAAAAGAGAAAAACACUAGCAUCGAUGAUUGGCUAAAAAGCGUUAGACCUCCGCCGAGAAAAACACAAGAAGAAAUUGACGAUCUUUACGACGAUUUGGAUGCAUCUGCUUCUGAAUUUGGAUAUCCGACUUCAAGGCAAGAUUCUGAAGACGAACAAGAUAGCUAUGGGUCAAGAUACAGGCCCAGAUUUGGCGAUAACGAUGGCGAUUUUUCACGUAAUUCAGAGAGGGGAGGGUUUGAAACGAGGGAGAGGAGGAGAGAGGCGAUUGCGGAGGAGGAAGAGGAUGACAUUUCCAGUUUUAUCGCGCAGACGAGGCAGAGGAUCAGAGCGAGGGCGAUGGCCGAAACGGAAGAUGACGAAGUUUUGAAAGCUUGGAGAGAGCAGCAGGAAGCGAAGGCGAACAGAACAGGAGGCAGUGAAGACUAAACCUACAGAACGUGAACUAUGUGGACUAAACCAAGGAACACAACUGGAUUCAUAUCAAGGGCUGAAUCUGGAAUAUGACAGUUAGAGAGUUCAGCUAGAACAAAAAGACUAAGGCCAGAAAUAAAAUUGAAGUAAGCGAGAGAAAGUUUCAGCUUUAUUUUAUGAAACAUUUUCAGGACGUAAACACUAAAUCCACUUUUUUGUUACUAAUUUGCUACUUUGUUCCUCGUCAUUUUUGGCAGUGUUAGUGCAGACUACGUAUGUUUACAGCUUUCUGGUCAAAAACACCUAAAUCUAAGUGUGUGCUGCUUUCAGUGGCCUCUGCGAUUUCCAGUAGUAGGUGACAUCACAUAGAACUGCCCUAAUAACAGCGAGGUGUUUGUGAUUACAAACACAUCUGGCUGCAGGGGCAGAGUUUGUAGUGUGGAUACCUGUUAGACCAAUCACACUGAUCCUUAUACCCCCAGACCUCCCCCUUUACUUUCCCGUCUAGUCCCCCAGAUACUGCCCAGUUUAGCGGCUCUAUUUAAAAUAUGGUUGUGGACAGUUUUGCCCCAUUUUAAUCACUAUGGCAACUGUCCUAAUUUCUCAUCAUUCUGAAACUCAUGGACAUUGUGCUCAUAUCUAUCAUAUUGUCUAUCUCCCUCAAAAUGUUCUGUUCCACUUUGUGAUGUUCUCUUCUGUCCAG